Pelagomonas calceolata is the source of this 2160-nucleotide messenger RNA. NCBI's taxonomy places the organism in Eukaryota, Pelagophyceae, Pelagomonadales, Pelagomonadaceae. The record is from the annotation of a GenBank genome assembly.
AUGCGCUGCGCAUCCCUCUGGGCGCUGCUCGGCGCCGCGCGGGGCUGGGCGCCGCACCCACGCAUCGCGACGGGCCCCGUCCCGCGCCCGCGCGGUGCGCCGCGGCGAGCCGUCGACUUCCGCCUCGCUGAGGACGACGCGGCCCCGAUCGCGCUGCGCUGCACGAAGACGGGUAGGACCAUAGACUGCUUCCCCGGCUGCUUCAUGCGGCUCGAGGACGAGGGCGAGUGGUACGUCGUGGCGACGCCCUGCGACCAACCUGUUGCUUUUGCGCCCUCGAUCGACGACGACGAGGACGACGACUGGGUCAUCAUCCAGGACGACGACCCGCGCAUGGACGCGGUCUUCGCCGUGGCCGAGCGGGCCGUGGGGGAAGAAUUAGAGGACUGCGCGAUGGUGCGGUCGGCGCUCUUCCCAACCCUCAGAGGGGAUUUGGACGACCAGCUCGAGGACGACGACGACGACGACGUGGACGACGACGAGUUCGCGCGGCUCGACGAGGAGGGCGAGGAGGACGACGCGGUGCUGAGCCUGCUCGCGACGUUCGACGUGCCCGAGCUCGGGCACGCGUACGACAUGAUGCGCAUCGAGGAGCUCUACCAGCUCAUCGCGAGAAGGGGAGACGCCGACGACUGUUUGGUGUACGACAUCCUCGACGAGGCCGAGUCCGAGGUCAUCCGGCCGCGCGUCGCGGCGGCGCUCGACGAGUUCCAGGACGACGACGGCGGCGACGACGACGACGCGAGCUAGUUUGUAAAACGCGUCGUUCGUCUGAUCUAGUUGCUGACGCCUCCCUGUAGACUGAGAGAGAUUUGGGACGCCCGGGUUUUUCAGCGGCCAUGCCCUUGAGGGAUACAGAUUCGGUUUUCUGUAACGCUGAGUGGGACGAGGCAAUAGCGUGCUACAUGGGUCUGGUGAGCCCGGCGUGUAAGGGGCAUGCAGCCCGGGGGGUCGUGCUGGAUGUCACAGGCGCUCCGGGGCUGGACCCGUACGGCGAUGAGCUAGGCUAGCGUCCACAAAACCGAGUAACUAGUAUAUAUAUUGCAACUCGCUCGCGCCGCAAUCGGAAGAGUGCGUGCGUCCGUCGGCAAUUCCUGGCGGCCAGGCGGCUCUGCUGCCACGCGGAGCUUCUGAUCUCCGCCCGACGAGCCUUGAAUUUUAAGUAACACCAAGCUCUAAAUUUAGCUGCUCUGUGUGCCGCGGGAAAUCAUGACCUCGUCGCGCGGGACGACUGCCUACGGUGCUAUUAUGCUCGCGUUCCCCUGUGUGGAUAUCAAUCGGUAGUCCGCGUGAGUCGGCGUGACCGACCCGACGGGUGGACGCAUCUGUGAUUUGACCUCCGCACGCAGGCGCUGACCCUCGUCAUCAUGGCCGCGAUCGUGGGCCUGUUAGUAUUGAUGGUUUAUCUGUGUACGAACAUCGCCUACAAGUUCAUCCCGGACAAGGCCAAGAAGAAUGUCAAGCGCAUGUUCACGCGCAAGAAGGACGGCGCGGCCGCCGACGACGACUCUGGAGCGGGCAUCAAACGGGGGCGCUCCGUCGUCGAGGCCGGCCUGAGCUUCCGCGACACCGUGCUGGACUUCUUCUUCCUCCGCGAGCCGCAGUGCAAAAUACCGAAUUAUACGGCGCCUUCGAUUUUUCGACGUCAUCGAUGGCCUUCGCCGCAGUGCGACAGUCACUCCUACUCCCGUGCAGGCCGUCUACGUUCUGUAUAGCGAGUUCCUCAAUUUCUUCGUGUGGUUCAUCAAAUUCCUGCCGUUGUUUAUUAUUCUCUUUCCCAUUCAUAAAGCGAUGUGGUUUGAGGAGAAGGACUUCGACGGCCCCAUCCCGGCGGGCGCCGGCGCGGGCGGCAACCUCUUCGACUACCUGCUCUGCCGCAAGUCGUGCCGCUACUACCACUACGUCAAGGACGACCGCCCGCGCUGCGUGCAGCCGGAGACGCACAACAUCUCCCGGCCGUCGAUCCGGAACAUCGUGGACGUGUUCCACGCCGAGGGAUUCUCGACGAUGCGGCGCUUCGACUCGACCUUCGGCACGACGGACCCCCACGAGGCGUUUAAGCCGCCCGUGGACGACGCCGCCGACGCUCCGGCGGAGCCCGAAACGGAGCGCGAGGGGACCGGCGACGCUGUCGACGACGAGGCGUCAUCGGACCCAUAG